This is a messenger RNA of Symbiodinium natans, 1560 nucleotides long. The record is from the annotation of a GenBank genome assembly. NCBI's taxonomy places the organism in Eukaryota, Dinophyceae, Suessiales, Symbiodiniaceae.
AUGGUGGGCCGGCUCUCACAUGCAGCUGACCCGCAGGAGGGCAACGGCCUCUGCUGGUACAACAGCAACAGGACUUACCUUCGAUGCUGCAUUGAAGCAGAUCUUGCUUGCUGGCAGGGAAUCUGGGUUACGGAGGAGCUUUGUUGCCAUUCUUUGACGGAUCAGUACCAGCAAUGCUUCGACAGCAUUGAGCAGAACGUCCUGGUAAAGCUGCAAAAACUACGAGAGCUCCAACUUGAGGCCGAGGCAGCUGAGCUCGAGCAUCAUGUUUCGACCAUACGCGAGCACAUGUAUCCUUAUGAAGCGCUUGUGGCUCAACCAAUGGCUAUGUGGUCAUAUGCCUGCAGCGUGCCGGACUCCCCUUUGCUUUGGAGUGAUUUCUGCGACUGCUGUGAUCCUGUGGAGCCGUAUUGUGAGGGAGAAGGGUUUCGAAGCCAAGAACUUCAAGAGCAUGUUUGGCGGCUGUAUGCCAGGUGCUGCUUUCCUGUUUACGCGCGGAAAAGUUGGGGUCCAGCAGAUGCCGAUCUUCAGAGGACCAUUGAAGUCGCCUUGCAACCAAUGCGACCUCGCACGAGCAUAAUUCAGAAAGAUGGUCCUGAUCUGUCUUGGGGGAUGGGGGGCACUCAGCUCGCGCGAGGUUGCUUGAUCUCAAUUCAUCAGAAUGCGACUGUUACAGCGUGUCCUGAGACCCAUGCCUGUCAAGAUUUCGACUGCUCCUAUUUACGUGCGGUCCUGCUGGCGUUGCAGGUCAUACAAGCCACUCGCCCACUUCCUGUCUUGGACUUCCUAUUGAAUGCCGGUGAUGAAACGGUUGAAAACACGUUACCCGAAGCUCCAGUCUUCACUCGCACAGGGACACGAUGGACCUCCACGUUGGCAUUGCCGUUCGAGUGGCAGCUGCACCCUGCACAAUGUGUGCGUAAGCUGAGAGAGGGCAUGCUGGCCCUGGAAAGGAGCCGGUGGGAGGAGCGAAGUUCUGCUCUUAUAUGGAGAGGCACGCACUCGAACCUUUGGGCUCCGGACUGCAAAGCCGCACCCGCGUCAAGAGAUGAAGCUAUGAUGGCCAGGUGUGUGACUCUACCAGCAGGUGAGCUAAGGGAAUCCGUUUGGAACUUGAGCACGUGGCUGCAGUUGCCACGUGGGCGCCUCAUUUGGCUUAGUAGGUUCGUACCCUUCAUUGAUGCAAAGUUCGUGGAGAGCCGAACUCUGCCGCCGAUGUCCCCGGACUUGGAGCGCUUCCUGCGGGAUGAAGGGCUCUUUGCGCCGUGGCUAAGUGCCGCCGAAGUUGAGCAGUACAAGUACCAAAUUGCCAUGGAGGGAAACAGUGCAACGGACCGCUUGACAUGGCAGCUCUUCAUGGGAUCGGUGGUUCUCAUCCCAGACCAGCCGUGGCAGGUCAUGGCGCCACUGAAUAUGUUGCAGCCGUGGAUCCACUUUGUCCCAGUCUCGUACGACCUUAGUGACCUGAUGGAUCGACUGCAGUGGCUGAUCUCGCACGAUGCCGAAGCGAAAGUCAUCGCUCAGAACGGCGUGGCAUUCGCCCAUCGCGGCUUGCCUUAA